This is a messenger RNA of Entelurus aequoreus (snake pipefish), 9936 nucleotides long. It is a transcript of the gene ranbp2, whose product is annotated as RAN binding protein 2. Gene Ontology annotation, biological process: NLS-bearing protein import into nucleus; protein peptidyl-prolyl isomerization. The record is from RefSeq and is a predicted model, not a curated record. Gene Ontology annotation, cellular component: nuclear pore; cytoplasm. The transcript has 29 exons. Gene Ontology annotation, molecular function: peptidyl-prolyl cis-trans isomerase activity; GTPase activator activity; protein binding. Bases 146 to 9481 code for a protein of 3111 amino acids. Lineage: Eukaryota; Metazoa; Chordata; Actinopteri; Syngnathiformes; Syngnathidae.
CGCCCCCCUCCCACGUGACCACCCCUGCCAUUUGACGUAGUUACCGAGCGAGACUGCGCAAUAUUGAUCAUGCGCUGUUAAGUCGCCCUCCUCUUUUGAUGUCCAGGCAACACUCGUCUUCCCUGCCAGCUUUCAUUCGGCAGACAUGCGUCGAAGUAAGACUGAAGUUGACCGCUACGUCGCCUCCGUGCAGACUUCCUCGCCCUCACUCAAAGAGAAACCGGUCAAAGGAUUUUUAUUUGCUAAACUCUAUUUCGAAGCAAAGGAGUAUGAACUUGCAAAGAGACAUGUGUCCGAGUAUCUCAAAGUCCAGGAGAGGGAUCCCAAAGCGCACAAGUUCCUUGGACAGCUCUACGAGAGAGACGGAGACGUCAACAAAGCAGUAGGAUGUUACAAGCGUUCUGUGGACUUGAACCCCGCCCAGCGAGACCUGGUGCUCAAGGUGGCCGAGUUACUGGUCAGCAAAGAGGAAAAUGACAGCAAAGCGGAGUUCUGGGUGGAGAAAGCUGCAAAGUUGCUCCCAGGGAACCCAGCAGUCUUCAACCUGAAGGAGCGGCUGUUGAGUCGCCAAGGUCAGCAGGGUUGGAACCGACUGUUUGACCUCCUUCAGGCAGAGCUGGCGGCCCGACCGGGAGAAGCGCACGUCAACAUCAAGCUGGUCCAGCUGUUCAGUCAGGACGGCCAGCUGGAGGAGGCGGUUAAACACUGCCUGGCCACUGAAAAACGGGGCUUGCUGCGCCACAGUCUGGACUGGUACACUGUGGUGGUGCGCACACUUCAGGACUAUCUGGCUCAGCCAAGCAUCUCCAACAAUGAGAAGAUGUGUCGUCGUCUCCAGAGAGAGCUGCUUUUGGCUCACAGCAACCUUGUGAGAAUCACACUGUCUGGAAGCGGUGUGCAGUCUUGCCUCGAUGCUCUCAGGUGUUUUGACCAGACCAUGCAGAAACUGAGCAGCGUUGCAAGCCACCACACAGACGAGCUUAGUGAGGCGUUUGUGGAGAUGCGGGGUCACCUGUACUUGCACGCUGCCACACUGCUACUGAAGAUGGCUCAGGAUCGUCAACAGACAUGGCGGGCUGUCAUCGACCUCUCAGCGCUAUGCUACCUGCUGGCCCUGCAGGUUUCCAGACCGAAGCCAAAGGGGACUAAAAGAGAUCAGUCAGCCCCACAGCUUUUGGAGCUUCUUGCAAGCGACAGGCAGAGCCAGGCUGGCCACAUGCUGCUGAACCUCAGUACUGAUUCAUCCAACUUGAUCAGAGAGGUGGUGGAAGCGUUUGGGAACCGUAGUGGUCGAGACUCUCUAGUUGAACUCCUGUUUGGACGACAGAGCCCUACUGGAUCUUUCAUUGCAAAUGAUGACUUCCAUUCUGUUAGUGCACAAGCUCCAGAAAUCUCUCAACUGGCCAAGUGGGAUGCAGGUGCCAUCUUGUUGCAUUGCGGCGACUUGCAACAUCUAAGCUGGUUAGGUCUUCAGUGGACUCUUUUGGCCCAAAGACCAGCCUUGCGGGCCUGGCUACAGCAGCUUUUUCCAAGACUGACUCUCGAAACUUCCAAACUCGACACAAAUGCACCGGAGUCAAUCUGUCUUCUGGAUUUGGAGGUGUUUAUACACGGUGUGGUUUUCUGUAGCCACUGUCAGCUGCAGGAGACGGCAAAGAUGAACAGUGGAAUAAACCUGCAGCAACAGACUCUUUAUGAACCUCGCUGCCUCCCACUUCCUCUUCUUCGCCUCUUGACCACAGAAAGACAGCGGGAGUGGUGGGAUGCCAUUUACAGCCUCAUUCACAAACGAGCUGCUCCUGGCAUGUCAGCCAAAUUGCGAAUGGUGGUACAACAUGGGCUGAGCACAUUGAGAGCGGGAGAGAAACAUGGGCUGCAUCCAGCACUGGCCAUCUACUGGGCUCAGUGCCUUUGCCAGACGGGCGAUGUUGUGAACUCAUACUACGACCAGAAGGAGUACAUCAGCCGCAGUGUCCACUACUGGAAAGUGGUCCUUCCACUGCUGGACAAGAUCAAAAAAAGGCGCAGUAUACCAGAACCUCUCGACCCUCUCUUCAUGCAUUUUCCAUCCAAAGAUAUUCAGAUCUCCUCUGUGAAGGGCUGUCAAGAGGAAGCCAACGUUGCAUAUGCAACUCUCCUUGACAUCGAAGGCAAGACAGAGGAGGCCAUCGCAACUUUGGAGUCAGUCAACAACAUGGCAUCUGUCUGGCAUUUGGCUCAGAUAUACCAGCGGUUGUCUGAGGAGGCCAGUAAUGGAGUUGAGGAGACCCAGGACAGGUGCAUCGCUUUUCUGAAGAAAUUCAGGCUCUACCUCUCUAAGAUAUACAAUGCCAACGCGGAUGAAGUUGAAAAACUUCCAGUGUCCAUGGAGGAAGUUGUGGACCUCCUUAAUGAUGUGAACCAGCAACUCGCAGACAAUGGUGGGGAUGAAGACGAGGAAAAGAAUGGUGGUCACGGUGGACUACCCCAUUCAAGUCCUGCUCGUCCCACAGACACAAGAGGCACCAUAUCCCAUAUUACGUUUUCCACUCCGUCCCCAAACAAAAGCAUUGUCUCUCCUUCCAAAAGACACCUGAUUUCUCCAAAGACACCACCUCACUGGGUGGAGGACCAGAAAAGUCUCCUCCAAAUGCUGUGUCAGCAAGUUGAAGCCCUUAAGAAUGAAGUUCAUGACCUGAGACAUAACUCUACAGGAAGUGUGGGAUCCCCUCAUCACAAAAUGUAUGGUGAGAGUUAUGGCGCUGAAGGACUACAGGAAUCUUUCACACCUGUGCAACCCUUCCAUGGGGCCCCCUUAACAGUUGCCACUACAGCUCCUUCCGUGUACUACAAUCAGUCUCCAGCCUACAACUCACAGUACCUCCUACGCACAGCAGCAAAUGUAACCCCCACAAAGGGCCCAAUGUUCAAUAUGAACCGUAUGCCACCUCAACAGCACAUGUAUGCCUAUCAGCCACCAACCCAUACUCCUCCAAUGCAAACUGCUCCAGCCUGCAUAUACCCUCCUCAAGAACAGGCCUUUGGUGCGCCACGUCGAUUUGAAUCACCAGCAACAAGCCUUCUGUCCCCAUAUAGUGAAGAAUAUUAUGGGCAGAGUGUAACUCAACAAACCACCAACCCUCCUCUGCCCGAACCUGGUUAUUUCACCAAACCAUCUGUCGUCCCGCCUCAGCCACAAAAAAGCUUUGAGGGGAAAUCUGUGGAGCUUGGAAAACUCUCAUUUAGCCAGCAGACACCUGCUGAAGGACCUAAAGGACCUAGUUUUGGAACAAGCACAGUUUCUCAACCAACAGCUGCCUUUAAAUUUAAUUCCAACUUUAAAUCCAAAGAUGGCGAUUUCACUUUCCCAACAUCCCAAGCUAAGCACAGUGAAAGUUUACUCGGUCUUCUCACGUCUGACAUCCCUACCAAGACUGAUAAUUUGCCAGAAAAGCCUCCUACUGCUCAAGAGCAGACCUCAAACCAAGCAAGUAUCUUCACUUUUGGCAAUAAAAAAAUGUCUGGCUUCUCAUUUGCUGAUGCAGUACAAAACAGUCCUGGAAGUCUGUUUGGAAAAGUGGAGCAGCCAUUUAAAUUUGGAGAUGUUGCCAAGCCAGUAUUUGGUGAUGCCAAGUCUGCUGCCGAAGAAGAAAGUGCAGCAAAUAGUGACAAUGACAGCACUCAUGCUGAGGAGGAGGACGACGAGGAAGAGGAUGAUGAUGGUCCUCACUUUGAACCCAUUGUACCCCUUCCUGAUAAAGUCGAUGUGAAAACGGGUGAGGAAGAUGAGGAGGAGUUAUUUUGCAACAGAGCAAAGCUCUACCGAUUUGACACGGCGACAAAAGAAUGGAAGGAACGCGGCGUCGGCAAUGUUAAAAUCUUGCAACAUAGCAUUACGAAGAAGGUUCGACUCCUAAUGAGACGGGAGCAGAUCUUCAAGAUAUGUGCAAAUCACUACAUCACCACUGACAUGUUACUGAAACCUAAUGCUGGUUCUGAUAAAUCAUGGGCAUGGAAUGCCAUUGACUACGCAGAUGAAGAACCGAAGCCCGAGCAACUAGCCAUCCGUUUCAAAUCCGUAGAUGAGGCAUCAUUUUUUAAGACAAAAUUUGAAGAAGCCCAGAGCAUUGUGGAGAAAUCCCAAGAAAAUCAGGUUCAACAAGAGAAGAAAGCAGAGGGUUUAAUACCUUCUAAGCCUUUUGAAACUCUUGCGGAAAAAUUUGCAAUGAAAGAAGGAGAGUGGGAUUGCACUGAAUGCUUUGUGAGAAAUAAAUCAGGGACUGAUCGGUGCUCUUCUUGUCAAAGUGACAAUCCCAGUUAUUCCUCAAAACCAGACAUUCGUGCUGAGAAGGACAUCAAAGUCACUCCCUUUGCUUUUAAAUUUGGGACAGAUGAACCGAAAACCAGUCACUCUGGUCCCACCUUUUCUGGAUUUGGUGCUUUUGGAAAUUCUUCCUCUUCGUCUUUUACAUUUGGUACAAAUUCUGCCAAACCUGUUGACACACAAAACAGUGCUUUUGGUUCUGGCUUUGGCAGUCCGCUAGGGAAGAAAGGAGAGCAGUUGGUUUGUGAUUCAUCUUCUACGACAAACGAGGUCUCUGAUGACAGUUGUGUUUCUUGUGAAGCUUCUCAAGGUUCACCUAAAACAACUUCCACUGAACAAAAUGCACCUCCCACAGUCGUCUUACCUGGUGGCAAAAUCUCAGAAUCUUUUGUGAGUACCGGGUUUGGUAACCAAUUUGGAAAUAAACCAGAUCAGUGGGAGUGUGGUGAGUGUUAUAUAAGAAAUGAAGCUAGUGCAAACAAAUGUGUUGCCUGUCAGGCACCAAAUCCGACCGCUAAAAGCACAGUCAGUGCUACUCCAUCAGCUUCUAGCUUUAACUUUGGAGUAAAGACAUCAUCAAGCCAGCCUACUGGAACACCUUUCGGAACAGGCCAAUCAUUUCAGUUUGGUCAAAGCAAAGUUGAAACUUCAGCAUCUUCUUUUAAAUUUGAGAUUCCCCAGUCCAACUCAAGUACCACUAGUUCUUCUGGCUUCUCUUUCUCAUUGCCCAUUUCUUCAGGUGGCUUUAAAUUUGGAAUUCAAGGCCCUGCAAACGAUAUUUCACCAACUACUAACUCAACCUCCACUGAUCAGAUUGUGUCAUCAGGUUCCGCCUCCAGCUUUCUUAAAAGCAUUGCUGAUAAACACAAGGAGAAAGAAAAUGCUUUUACCUCUGACGAAAAGGGCCAUCAAGAGCCUGAGCCAAAUCCAUUAAUAUCUGGUAAAACUGAUUCCUUUAGUUUUGCAGACCUGGCAGUAUCAUCUGAAGGAAACUUCCAGUUUGGCCUGGAUGACCCUGAUUUCAAAGGUUUCUGUGGUGCCGGUCAGCAGGUUUUCUCAUCCUUUCAGGCCACACCCACAAAGACAAAUGCCUCAAGUGAGCAGGUAGACGACGACAUGUAUAAAACUGAAGAAAAUGACAAUAUUCAGUUUGAACCAGUCGUUCAAAUGCCUGAGAAAGUUGACCUCGUAACGGGGGAGGAAGACGAAGAGGUCCUUUACUCACAUCGUGUCAAACUGUUUAGAUUUGAUACAGACACUGGUCAGUGGAAAGAGCGUGGGGUAGGGAUCCUCAAAUUCUUAAAGAACAACAGUAAUGGUCGGCUUAGAGUUUUGAUGAGAAGAGAGCAAGUUCUGAAGGUGUGUGCCAACCACUGGAUUACGACCACCAUGAAUCUUAAACCACUAGCAGGCUCAGACAAGGCAUGGAUGUGGCUGGCCAACGAUUUCUCUGAUGGAGAUGCGAGACUUGAACAAUUGGCUGCCAAGUUCAAAAGCCCCGAACUUGCUGUGGAAUUUAAAGAUAAGUUUGAAGAAUGUCAGAGACUCCUCUUGGACAUCCCCUUACAAACUCCCCACAAGCUCUUUGACACAGGCAAAACUGCACAUUUGAUUCAGAAAGCCGAGGAAAUGAAAUCCGGUUUUAAGGGCAUGAAAUCCAUUUUUACAGAUGACAAAACAAAAAUCAAAGAUUACAGCCAGGUAGAAAUUCCAGCAUCCUCUAAAAUGACUAGUCUAUUAAUCAAGCCUCACAGUGAAACAACUGGCCCUACUUUAGAGUGGGAUAACUAUGAUCUAAGAGAAGAGGCUCUUGAUGACACAGCUGACUCAUCAGUCUACGCUUCUCCACUCACUAGUAGCCCAUUGAGAAAGAACCUUUUCCGAUUUGGAGAGUCCACGGGUGGCUUCAACUUCAGUUUUCAACCUGGGAUGAGCCCUGCAAAGUCUCCUGCUAUGCUUAAUCAGAGCAGAACCUCAGUUGGUACUGACGAUGAGCAAGAUGCUACCCAGGAUGAGGAGCGAGACAGCCUGUACUUUGAACCUGUAGUUCCCCUGCCUGAUUUGGUUGAUAUUUCCACCGGAGAAGAAGACGAACAAGUAGUAUUCAGUCACAGAGCCAAACUGUAUCGAUAUGAUAAAGAAGCGAGUCAGUGGAAAGAGAGAGGUAUCGGAGAUAUCAAAAUCUUACAAAAUUAUAACACGAAACGGGUAAGGUUGAUUAUGAGGCGGGACCAGGUUCUUAAGAUUUGUGCUAACCAAUGGCUCACAGAAACCAUGAAGCUAGAACCAAUGAAGGGUGCAGAGAAGGCCUGGGUGUGGAGUGCAUUGGACUUUGCUGAAGAAGGAGAGGGAAAAGUUGAACAGUUGGCCGUGAGAUUCAAAUUGCAAGAAACCGCAAACACAUUUAAGCAGAUUUUUGACGCGGCCAAGAUCGCUCAGGAGGAAGCAGAACUUAUGAUCCCUGUAUCAUCCAUCACAUCACUGGACAGUGGAGACUCUUUAAAAUCUGCUACUGUUGUCUGUGGGAAGGCAGCAAUUGCUAUUUUGGAAGAGACCACGAAGGAUCGAAGUGAAUUCUCAUGUAAUGAGAAACCAUCUCCAUCCCAAAGUCCAGUCAACCCCACCAAAUCAGUGAUGUCACCCCCCAAAUUCGUGUUUGGCUCUGAUGGCCUUCAGAAGAUCUUUGGAAGUCCAAAAUCUCCCUCCGAGAGCGGUGACUGUGAAUCCAACUUAAAAGCUAAAGAUUCUGGACAUCCUUCUAAGGGGGCUGCUGCAUCAACUGCAUUCAAAAUUCCACAAAAAGGGGCUCAACAAGCAGGAGUCAAAGCCGAGUCAGAUGAGGACUCUGAACUGGAGGUUGUGUAUGUCAGGGAGCCAACUGCUGAACAAGCUGCUUUAGCCCGGAAAUUACUGCUGCCGCUCACCUUUUUCUGCUACCAGAAUGAACCAGGCUACACCAGUGACAAUCAACCUGAUGAUGACGACUACGAGUCAGCAGUCAAAGCCUUGAAUGGGAAGCUCUACCCUGAUCCUCCUGAAAGACAAGUGACCACAUCUGACAUUGAGCCAGACUGCCAGGUGGUCUGGGAGAAAAAACCCACGCCAGAGGAGGAGGAGAAAGCCAAGAGCCUCAAGCUUCCGCCCACGUUCUUCUGUGGCCUGAGCACCACUGACAGUGACCCGGAUCCUGACAAGGCUGAGGAUUUUGACACAGAAGUCCUCAAAGCCCAACAGGAACUGGAUUCCCAGUUGAACAAAGCUGAAGUCUCCAGUCGUCCUGCUGAAGAGCUGACGUCUGCUCCGUCGCCAAGCAGCGCAGAGGUUGUCGGCAGCACGUCCACGGCCCAGGAUGACGUUUCAGAGCAGCCGACAGAAGAGCAGGCAGCUGCUCCCAGCAGCAGCGCUCCCAUCGACUUGUCAACCAAGUCGAGCAGCGAGCCGGAGAGAGUCGCUGUUUCUGCUCCUGCUGCAGCUCUCACAAGCAGCGAGUCAGAGAGAGUCGCUGUUUCUGCUCCUGCUGCAGCUCUCAUAAGCAGCGAGUCAGAGAGAGUCGCUGUUUCUGCUCCUGCUGCAGCUCUCAUAAGCAGCGAGUCAGAGAGAGUCGCUGUUUCUGCUCCUGCUGCAGCUCUCACAAGCAGCGAGUCAGAGAGAGUCGCUGUUUCUGCUCCUGCUGCAGCUCUCACAAGCAGCGAGUCAGAGAGAGUCGCUGUUUCUGCUCCUGAUGCAGCUCUCACAAGCAGCGAGUCAGAGAGAGUCGCUGUUUCUGCUCCUGCUGCAGCUCUCAUAAGCAGCGAGUCAGAGAGAGUCGCUGUUUCUGCUCCUGCUGCAGCUCUCACAAGCAGCGAGUCAGAGAGAGUCGCUGUUUCUGCUCCUGAUGCAGCUCUCACAAGCAGCGAGUCAGAGAGAGUCGCUGUUUCUGCUCCUGAUGCAGCUCUCACAAGCAGCGAGUCAGAGAGAGUCGCUGUUUCUGCUCCUGAUGCAGCUCUCACAAGUACAGACCCUGCCGGUUUUGGUUUCACCUCAUCAGGGGCCUUCUCUUUUGCUGACCUGGCCAAAACUACAGAAGGCUAUGCCUUCGGAGCAAAUGAUUCCAGCUUCUCCUGGGCAAAUGCAGGUGCAGCAGUAUUUGGGGCGUCGGCGGCUGCAGCAUCGAACGGCAAUAACAACGAGGGCGGAAGUGAAGAAGGGGAAGGUCCUGAAAAUGUUGACAUACAUUUUGAACCCAUCGUGUCACUGCCAGAGGUGGAGACAAAGUCUGGAGAGGAGGAUGAAGAAAUCCUUUUCAAGGAGCGUGCCAAACUGUAUCGAUGGGACCGGGACCUGGGCCAGUGGAAGGAGCGUGGGGUCGGCGACCUGAAGAUCCUCUUCCACCCGGCCAAACACUUCUACCGAAUCCUGAUGAGAAGAGAGCAGGUGUUCCGAGUGUGCGCCAACCACAACAUCUCCCCAGCCAUGGAGCUCAAGCCCAUGAACACCUCCACUAAUUCACUCAUCUGGGUGGCUACAGACUACUCGGACGGCGAGGGCUCCAUAGAGCAGCUGGCGGUCAAGUUCAAAACCCCAGAGAUCACCGAAUCCUUCAGGAAGACCUUCUGCGAGUGUCAGAGCCGCUUACGCCAAACGAGCGGCGACUCCCCGUGUAGCGCCUCGCCGAUGAUGUCCAGGAUCCAGGAGCACUCCAGAGACUCCAACCCACAGGUGUUCUUCACCGUGGAGGCCGACAGCCAACCUAUUGGCACCAUCACCAUGGAGCUCUUCUCCCACAUUGUUCCUAAGACGGCAGAAAACUUCAGGGUUCUCUGCACUGGCGAGAAAGGCUUUGGGCUACGGGGCUCCGUUUUCCACCGGGUCAUACCAGACUUCAUGUGUCAGGGAGGCGACAUCACCAACAGUGACGGCACGGGUGGACGGUCCGUCUACGGCGCCAAGUUCGAGGACGAGAACUUUGACGUCCGGCACACAGGCCCGGGCGUGCUGUCCAUGGCCAACCGAGGCCGUGACACCAACAACUCCCAGUUCUUCAUCACACUGAAAAAGGCGGAGCACCUGGACUUCAAGCACGUGGCUUUCGGCUGGGUGCGACAGGGCAUGGAUGUUGUGCAGCACAUGGGGGAGCUGGGCACCAAGGGAGGCGUCCCCACCAAGAAGCUGGUGAUCACGGACUGUGGACAGUUGUAGACUUUUACAGGUUUGAAGCUUGCUUUAUGGAAUUAGCUUUCUGUGGUCAUAAGGUGUCAAAAUCAGUUUGCUAAGAAAUUAUGGGAGGUGGCACUUUUGAUCGUCUGACAGUAAAAUCUCUCAAAUGUAAUUGUAUAAUUGUACAUUACCUUUUUUUUUUUUUUUUAAAGUGUUUUUUGUUUUGCAUGCUCUGGUACUCUACACACAUUUUUGAGUAGCACUGUUUCUUUACAGCCGUGCAACUUCCUGUAGAUGGCGCUAGACUGUCAUUUCAUUAUUUGUGCCCUGACACACGUUCACUGAGGUUUAUGUACACCAUCAUUAUGAGAAACAAUAAAGUGUUUUCAUGUAGAUAUUUUAUGGUAUUUAAUACUCUGGAUACUUUAAUACGACAUGUUGCUAGGGUGAUAAACAUUAAUAAAAAAGUUAGGUUAUCAUUCCUACAGAGUUCUCCA